Messenger RNA from Pyrus x bretschneideri (Chinese white pear), 2832 nucleotides. RefSeq names its product U-box domain-containing protein 35. Bases 315 to 2651 code for a protein of 778 amino acids. NCBI's taxonomy places the organism in Eukaryota, Viridiplantae, Streptophyta, Magnoliopsida, Rosales, Rosaceae. The record is from RefSeq and is a predicted model, not a curated record. Gene Ontology annotation, molecular function: ubiquitin-protein transferase activity; protein kinase activity; ATP binding. The transcript has 10 exons. Gene Ontology annotation, biological process: protein phosphorylation; protein ubiquitination.
AUAUUUCUUUUUUGUAGCUUUCAGAAAUACCGUAUAAAAAAUGCUUCACGAGUCAUGCCAAAGUUAGGCUCUGAAAUUUUUAGAGGCGAGACAAAUUUAAGUUUUGGUUGCAUUUGUGAGGUCAUCUGCUUCUGACCAGCAAAAAUUCCAAUUCUGCAACUUGUGGUUGAAUGUUAACAUGUUUUUGCAGAGAGAAACAUAAAUGGGGCUCUUUUCUCAAUAGGAGUUCAGAGGGGUUCAGAAAGUGCUUAAAAGUUUGAGUCUUGAAGCUCGCCACCUGAGGAUUUCCAGUGUCACAGAGGAGUGGUAGAGCAAUGGAUGGGAGUGAAAUUACUGGAGAAGGUGUAAAUUUCUCACCUCCUCCAUCAGUUGUUGGCAUUGCUAUCAGUGGGGACAAAAAUAGCAAAUACAUAGUUAGGUGGGCUCUGGAUAAGUUUGUUCCGGAGGGAAAUGUUUCCUUCAAGUUGAUUCAUGUCCGGCCAAGGAUCACCGGAGUUCCAACACCAAUGGGAAGUCGGAUUCCUAUUUCGCAAGUGCGAGAGGACGUAGUAGCUGCUUAUAGAAAGGAAAUGGAGUGGCAGGCAAGCGAAAAGCUUGCUCCAUACAAGAAAAUGUGUGCUUCUAGGAAGGUGCAAGUAGAUGUUGUACUAGUUGAAUCGGAUGACGUUGCAAAUGCAAUAGCAGAAGAGGUUGCUAAGUCUGCUAUAUGCAAUCUCGUCUUAGGUGCCCCAUCUCGUGGCAUUUUUAAAAGGAAACAAAACGGACUCUCCUCAAAAAUCUCAGCCUGCACUCCAAGAUUUUGCACCGUGUAUGCUGUUUCAAAAGGAAAGUUGUCAUCAGUACGCGCAUCUGAUGCUGAGUCAGUUGAAAGCGUCAAAGAUGACAACAGUGACACGUGUUCUGUCAGCAGUUCUUCGAGUUACACGUCUAGUUCACAGACGGGCACAGAUCGCGGCUCGGUUAGUUCAAACUUUCAUUUCCGUUCUCCUUCUUUGCCAAUACAGCGGUUUCAAGCUCUUACAAAUAUCAACCAGACCCUGCUUAGUAAAAAGAACAAUUCAAAUGACACCAUCCAUUCUAGAUGCCAUUCUCAGGAUCUUGGAAGCUUUGUUACAGAUUGCCAUUCAUGGACUUCAGAUCAAGCGUCCACCUCAGACGCGGUUACAAACUAUUCACCGGAGAGCCAGGCGACUAUCAACCUGGAGUUAGAAAAGCUAAGAAUUGAACUCAGACAUGUCAAAGGAAUGUAUGCAGUGGCUCAAAGUGAGACUAUGGAUGCUUCUAGGAAGAUAAACAAUUUAAAUGCACGCCGGUUGGAGGAAGCAGUAAGGCUCAAGGAGAUAAAUUCUAUGGAGGAGAAAGCGAUAGUAUCUGCAACACAAGAAAAGGAGAAGUACGAAUCUGCUAAGAGGGAAGCUGAUUACAUGAGAGAAUGUGUCGUAAGAGAAGUUGCACAAAGGAGAGAAGCAGAGAUGAAAGCCAUGCAUGAUGCCAAGGAGAAAGAAAAACUUGAACAAGCACUUGUAGGUCCUGUGCAACAAUACCAGAAGUUUUCAUGGGAUGAGAUUGUUACUUCCACCUCAUCUUUCUCUGAGGAUCUCAAGAUUGGAAUGGGAGCGUACGGAACUGUUUAUAAGGGCAGCUUUCAUCAUACAACUGCAGCAGUGAAAAUCCUUCACUCUAUAGAGAAUCGCCAAACUAAGCAAUUCCAGCAGGAGCUUGAGAUCUUGAGCAAAAUCCGCCAUCCCCAUUUACUUCUCCUUCUCGGUGCAUGUCCUGAUCACAGUUGUCUAGUCUACGAGUACAUGGAAAAUGGUAGCUUGGAGGACAGGUUGCUGCAGAAAAACGGUACACCACCUAUUCCUUGGUUUGAGAGGUUCCGAAUUGCUUGGGAGGUCGCCUCAACUCUCGUCUUUCUUCACAGCACAAAGCCAAAACCAAUCAUCCAUCGUGAUCUGAAACCAGCAAAUAUCUUGCUUGAUCAUAACCUUGUGAGCAAGAUUGGCGACGUUGGCCUUGCCACAAUGCUUAAUUCAGAUCCUUCUAUGUCCAGUAUAUACAACGACACAGGGCCUGUUGGCACUCUCUCUUACAUAGACCCCGAGUAUCAAAGGACAGGAAUAAUCUCUCCACAAUCGGAUGUUUAUGCUUUCGGAAUGGUGAUCUUGCAGUUGCUUACUGCAAAACCAGCAAGAGCUAUAACACAUCUGGUAGAAACAGCUGUUAAGGAUAAAAAUUUGACGGAUGUUUUGGACCCUAAAGCAGGUCAUUGGCCAAUGGAAGAGACAAGGCAGUUGGCUGAAUUGGGAUUGAGCUGCGCAGAGCUUCGACGCAGAGACAGACCUGACUUGAAAGAACAAGUAGUUCCUCUACUUGAGAGAUUGAAAGAGGUUGCUGAGACAGCGAAAAAUUCAGCUUCUGUGGUUCAAUGCCUACCUCCUAACCACUUCAUCUGUCCAAUUCUUAAGGAUGUGAUGGAUGAGCCUUGUGUGGCCGCAGAUGGAUACACUUACGACCGCAAAGCGAUCGAGAAAUGGCUCGAAGAGAACGAUAACUCGCCGAUGACAAAUUUGCCAUUGCCAAACAAGAAUGUUAUACUAAACUAUACUCUUCUUUCUGCAAUUAUGGAGUGGAAGACCAGAAAACAAUAGCAUGUUCCUUUGUUUAUUGUUAUUUUUGAGGGUAACACUGAUGGGUAGUUUAUUGCGAGGCUGGCAUUAGGUGGCGUUCAGCGUUAAAUAUUUUGUAAGUAGUUGAAUUCGUCCAUGGUUUCAAAUUUCAAUGGAGUUUCUGUUUUAUCCAAUAAAAAAAAUAAAUAUUAAGAUUCAAGAA